Messenger RNA from Sus scrofa (pig), 7808 nucleotides. RefSeq names its product chromodomain helicase DNA binding protein 3 (gene CHD3). Gene Ontology annotation, cellular component: chromatin; NuRD complex; nucleus. Gene Ontology annotation, biological process: chromatin remodeling. The record is from RefSeq and is a predicted model, not a curated record. Gene Ontology annotation, molecular function: chromatin binding; DNA binding; ATP hydrolysis activity. NCBI's taxonomy places the organism in Eukaryota, Metazoa, Chordata, Mammalia, Artiodactyla, Suidae.
ACUGCCCCGGCAGCCUCCAUUUCCAUGUUCUUAUUAACCGAAGUCCCCGGGGUUAGGGAGCGCUGGCUGCUGGGCACCGGCGUUUUACUGACUUCCUCCUGCAGGCCCCACUCAGUGCCCGGGCUGCCCUCACGCGCCCCCCCACCCCCACCCCAGUCUUAGAGUGUCUCCCUGCUGGGGAGGGCCCAGGACUAGGAGAAGCAGCACUGAAGGAAGGAGGUGCCAGGAUUCUGAGGCAAUGGAAACCGAGGCCUCCGGUGUUAAUUGUGGCUAAUUUUCCCUUGGCUGGUGUGGGAGGAAGGAUUGUGUGUCCCAGAGCAAGGGGCUGGGCCAGGCCCAGGCUUUCCUCUCCUGCACAGCUGCCUCUGCCUGAGUAAGACAGGUCUGGCUGGUUAGUCUGGUGCCUGCUGGAGGAGGGAGGCCAAGCAGGGCCUCAUGUCUGGGUGGCAUCCAUCAGCGUCUUCCUCCUGGUGGAGUUAUGCUCUGUCGCCUAAGCCACCACAGACUGGCAGGGGUCAUGGAGAAUGAGGUGGGGGGACAUCUGGGAAGAAGCAGCCCCAGCCUCUCUGACAGAAACAUCUGGAGAGAAAGCCAGGGCCCUAGCCCUGCGGGAAGCAGAUAAAGAUGACAUUCGGCUGCUGCCUUCAGCAUUGGGUGUGAAGAAGAGAAAACGAGGACCCAAGAAGCAGAAGGAGAACAAGCCAGGGAAACCCCGAAAACGCAAGAAGCUUGACAGCGAGGAGGAAUUUGGCUCUGAGCGAGAUGAGUACCGGGAGAAGUCGGAGAGUGGAGGCAGUGAAUAUGGAACCGGACCCGGUCGGAAACGGAGAAGGAAGCACCGAGAAAAAAAGGAGAAAAAGACAAAGCGGCGGAAAAAAGGGGAGGGAGAUGGAGGGCAAAAGCAGGUGGAGCAGAAGUCGUCAGCAACCCUGCUUCUGACCUGGGGCCUGGAGGACGUGGAGCAUGUGUUCUCCGAAGAGGACUACCACACUCUCACCAACUACAAAGCCUUCAGCCAGUUCAUGAGGCCCCUGAUUGCUAAGAAGAAUCCUAAGAUCCCAAUGUCUAAGAUGAUGACCAUCCUUGGGGCCAAGUGGAGAGAGUUCAGCGCCAACAACCCCUUCAAGGGGUCAGCAGCUGCUGUGGCAGCAGCAGCAGCCGCCGCAGCCGCAGCUGUAGCUGAGCAGGUGUCAGCUGCCGUCUCGUCAGCCACCCCAAUAGCACCUUCCGGACCCCCCGCCCUUCCACCACCCCCUGCUGCUGAUAUCCAGCCCCCACCCAUCCGAAGAGCCAAAACCAAAGAGGGCAAAGGUCCAGGCCAUAAGAGGCGGAGUAAGAGCCCCCGAGUGCCUGAUGGACGCAAGAAGCUUCGGGGAAAGAAGAUGGCACCACUCAAAAUCAAACUAGGCCUGCUGGGCGGCAAGAGGAAGAAGGGUGGCUCGUAUGUUUUGCAGAGCGACGAGGGCCCCGAACCCGAGGCUGAGGAGUCAGACCUGGACAGCGGCAGUGUCCACAGUGCCUCAGGCCGGCCCGAUGGCCCCGUCCGCACCAAGAAACUAAAGAGAGGCCGGCCAGGACGGAAGAAGAAGAAGGUCCUGGGCUGUCCCGCAGUGGCCGGGGAGGAGGAGGUUGAUGGCUACGAGACGGAUCACCAGGAUUACUGUGAGGUGUGCCAGCAGGGUGGGGAAAUUAUUCUGUGUGACACCUGCCCUCGUGCCUACCACCUCGUCUGCCUUGAUCCUGAGCUUGACCGGGCUCCUGAGGGCAAGUGGAGCUGCCCCCACUGUGAGAAGGAGGGCGUUCAGUGGGAGGCAAAGGAGGAGGAUGACGACUACGAAGAGGAGGGAGAGGAGGAAGGGGAGAAGGAGGAGGAGGACGACCACAUGGAGUACUGCCGCGUGUGCAAGGACGGCGGCGAGCUGCUGUGCUGCGAUGCCUGCAUCUCCUCCUACCACAUCCACUGUCUGAACCCGCCCCUGCCCGACAUCCCCAACGGUGAAUGGCUGUGUCCCCGAUGCACAUGUCCUGUGCUGAAAGGCCGUGUGCAGAAGAUCCUGCACUGGCGGUGGGGGGAGCCACCCGUGGCAGUGCCAGCCCCCCAACAGGCAGACGGGAAUCCAGAUGCCCCACCCCCACGUCCCCUUCAAGGCAGGUCGGAGCGAGAGUUCUUUGUCAAGUGGGUAGGACUGUCCUACUGGCAUUGCUCCUGGGCCAAGGAGCUUCAGCUGGAGAUCUUCCACUUGGUCAUGUACCGGAACUACCAACGGAAGAACGACAUGGAUGAGCCCCCGCCCCUGGACUAUGGCUCUGGGGAGGAUGACGGGAAGAGUGACAAGCGCAAGGUGAAGGACCCGCACUACGCCGAGAUGGAGGAGAAGUACUAUCGCUUUGGCAUCAAGCCCGAGUGGAUGACCGUCCACCGGAUCAUCAACCACAGUGUGGAUAAAAAGGGGAAUUACCACUAUCUAGUGAAAUGGAGGGACUUGCCCUAUGACCAGUCCACAUGGGAGGAAGAUGAAAUGAACAUCCCUGAAUAUGAAGACCACAAGCAAAGCUACUGGAGACACCGAGAACUCAUUAUGGGGGAGGACCCCGCCCAGCCCCGCAAGUAUAAGAAGAAGAAGAAGGAACUGCAGGGCGACGGGCCUCCCAGUUCUCCCACUAACGAUCCUACAGUGAAAUACGAGACACAGCCCCGGUUUAUCACAGCCACCGGAGGCACGCUGCACAUGUAUCAGCUGGAAGGGUUGAACUGGCUACGCUUCUCGUGGGCCCAGGGCACAGACACCAUUCUGGCUGAUGAGAUGGGGCUGGGCAAGACCAUACAAACCAUCGUCUUCCUCUACUCUCUCUAUAAGGAGGGCCACACGAAGGGUCCCUUUCUGGUGAGUGCUCCACUCUCUACCAUCAUUAACUGGGAGCGGGAGUUCCAGAUGUGGGCACCGAAGUUCUAUGUGGUGACAUACACGGGUGACAAGGACAGCCGGGCCAUCAUUCGUGAGAAUGAGUUUUCCUUUGAAGACAACGCCAUCAAAGGUGGCAAGAAAGCUUUCAAGAUGAAGAGGGAGGCCCAGGUGAAGUUCCACGUUCUCCUGACAUCAUAUGAGCUGAUCACCAUUGAUCAGGCAGCGCUUGGCUCCAUCCGCUGGGCCUGUCUCGUGGUGGAUGAGGCCCAUCGGCUCAAGAACAACCAGUCCAAGUUUUUCAGGGUCCUCAAUGGCUACAAGAUAGAUCAUAAGUUGCUGCUGACAGGGACGCCAUUGCAGAAUAAUCUGGAGGAGCUCUUCCAUCUCCUGAACUUCCUCACCCCAGAGAGGUUUAACAACCUGGAGGGCUUCCUAGAGGAGUUUGCUGACAUAUCCAAAGAAGACCAGAUUAAGAAACUUCAUGACUUGCUGGGGCCACAUAUGCUGCGGAGGCUUAAGGCCGAUGUCUUUAAGAACAUGCCAGCCAAGACAGAGCUCAUCGUUCGCGUGGAGCUGAGCCCCAUGCAGAAGAAAUACUACAAGUACAUCCUGACCCGCAACUUUGAGGCCUUGAAUUCACGAGGUGGUGGGAACCAAGUGUCCCUGCUUAACAUCAUGAUGGAUCUCAAGAAGUGCUGCAACCAUCCGUACCUCUUCCCUGUGGCUGCUAUGGAGUCCCCGAAACUUCCCAGUGGGGCUUAUGAGGGUGGGGCACUUAUUAAGGCAUCUGGGAAGCUCAUGCUGCUGCAGAAGAUGCUGCGGAAGCUCAAGGAGCAAGGACACAGAGUGCUCAUCUUCUCGCAGGGCUGUUGGAAGUUGUCAUCCAGCUUCUUUGAAGCCAAAAGGGGAGAAGUGGAAGGGGGAGCCACCUGCCUCCUGAAGGAGAUGACCAAAAUGUUAGACUUGCUAGAGGACUUCCUCGACUACGAAGGCUACAAGUAUGAGCGCAUCGAUGGUGGCAUCACUGGCGCCCUGAGGCAGGAGGCCAUCGACCGCUUUAAUGCUCCUGGGGCCCAGCAAUUCUGCUUCCUCCUGUCUACCCGAGCUGGAGGCCUGGGCAUCAAUCUCGCCACAGCAGACACUGUCAUCAUCUUUGAUUCUGACUGGAACCCCCAUAAUGACAUCCAGGCCUUCAGCCGUGCUCAUCGGAUCGGCCAGGCCAACAAAGUGAUGAUUUACCGAUUUGUGACUCGCGCAUCAGUGGAAGAGCGGAUCACACAGGUGGCCAAGCGAAAGAUGAUGCUGACACACCUGGUGGUGCGGCCCGGGCUGGGCUCCAAGGCAGGCUCCAUGUCCAAGCAGGAGCUGGACGACAUCCUCAAAUUUGGCACUGAGGAGCUAUUUAAGGAUGAAAAUGAGGGAGAGAACAAGGAGGAGGACAGCAGCGUGAUUCACUACGACAACGAAGCCAUCGCUCGGCUGCUGGACCGGAACCAGGAUGCAACUGAGGACACCGACGUGCAGAACAUGAACGAGUACCUCAGCUCCUUCAAGGUGGCCCAGUACGUGGUGCGGGAAGAAGACAAGAUUGAGGAAAUCGAACGAGAGAUCAUCAAGCAGGAGGAGAACGUGGAUCCUGACUACUGGGAGAAGCUGCUGCGGCACCACUACGAGCAGCAGCAGGAGGACCUGGCCCGGAACCUUGGCAAAGGCAAGCGGGUCCGCAAGCAGGUGAACUACAACGAUGCUGCUCAAGAGGACCAAGAUAACCAGUCAGAAUAUUCAGUGGGAUCAGAGGAGGAGGAUGAAGACUUUGAUGAGCGUCCUGAAGGGCGUCGACAGUCCAAGAGGCAGCUCCGGAAUGAAAAAGACAAGCCGCUGCCUCCACUGCUGGCUCGAGUUGGGGGCAACAUUGAGGUGCUGGGGUUCAACACCCGUCAGCGGAAAGCCUUCCUCAACGCCGUGAUGCGCUGGGGCAUGCCGCCGCAGGACGCCUUCACCACCCAGUGGCUGGUGCGCGACCUGAGGGGCAAGACGGAGAAGGAGUUCAAGGCCUAUGUGUCUUUGUUCAUGCGCCAUCUCUGUGAGCCCGGGGCAGACGGCUCUGAAACCUUUGCGGACGGGGUCCCUCGGGAGGGACUGAGUCGCCAGCAAGUGUUGACCCGCAUUGGAGUCAUGUCACUCGUCAAGAAGAAGGUUCAGGAGUUUGAGCACAUCAACGGGCGCUGGUCUAUGCCGGAGCUGAUGCCUGACCCCAGCGCUGACUCCAAGCGCUCCUCCAGAGCCUCCUCUCCUACCAAGACCUCCCCCACCACUCCUGAGGCUUCUGCUGCCAACAGUCCUUGCACCUCGAAACCUGCUACUCCAGCUCCAAGUGAGAAAGGAGAGGGCAUGAGGACACCUCUGGAGAAGGAUGAAGCAGAAAACCAGGAGGAGAAGCCAGAGAAGAAUAGCAAAACUGGGGAGAAGAUGGAGGCAGAGGCGGACACUCCCAGCCCAGCCCCGUCACUUGGGGAGCGGCUGGAGCCAAGGAAGGUUCCUCUAGAGGAUGAGGGGCCAGGGGGACCUGGAGAGAUGGAGCCUGAACCUGGGUACCGGGGGGACAGAGAGAAGUCAGCCACAGAGUCGACGCCAGGAGAGAGGGGGGAGGAGAAGCCGUUGGAUGGACAGGAACAGAGGGAGAGGCCGGAGGGGGAGACAGGGGAUUUGGGCAAGAGAGCCGAAGACGUGAAAGGGGACCGGGAGCUCCGACCUGGGCCUCCUCGAGACGAGCUGCGGUCCAAUGGGCGACGCGAGGAGAAGGUGGAGAAGCCGCGGUUCAUGUUCAACAUUGCAGACGGUGGCUUCACAGAGCUUCACACACUGUGGCAGAAUGAGGAACGGGCAGCUAUUUCCUCGGGGAAACUCAAUGAGAUCUGGCACCGAAGACAUGACUAUUGGCUUCUGGCUGGGAUUGUCCUCCAUGGCUACGCACGGUGGCAGGACAUCCAGAACGAUGCUCAGUUUGCCAUUAUCAACGAGCCAUUUAAAACUGAAGCUAAUAAGGGGAACUUUCUGGAGAUGAAAAAUAAGUUCCUGGCCCGGAGAUUCAAGCUCCUGGAGCAGGCGCUGGUGAUCGAGGAGCAGCUGCGGCGGGCGGCCUACCUGAACCUAUCACAGGAGCCGGCGCACCCCGCCAUGGCCCUCCACGCCCGCUUCGCCGAGGCCGAGUGCCUGGCCGAGAGCCACCAGCACCUCUCCAAGGAGUCGUUGGCGGGGAACAAGCCGGCCAACGCCGUCCUGCACAAGGGUAAGGGCCGCGGCGGCCCCGCGCGGGGGAGGGCCCACAACGCUGCUUCUGAACCAGCUGGAGGAGUUGCUGAGCGACAUGAAGGCGGACGUGACCCGCCUGCCAGCCACGCUGUCCCGAAUACCCCCCAUCGCAGCCCGCCUUCAGAUGUCCGAGCGCAGCAUCCUCAGCCGGCUGGCCAGCAAGGGCACGGAGCCUCGCCCCACACCGGCCUUCCCCCCGGGUCCCUACGCCACACCUCCGGGGUACGGGGCGGCCUUCAGCGCCGCACCCGUAGGGGCCCUGGCCGCCGCAGGCGCCAAUUACAGCCAGAUGCCUGCAGGGUCCUUCAUCACAGCCGCCACCAACGGCCCUCCAGUGCUGGUGAAGAAGGAGAAGGAAAUGAUGGGGGCGUUGGUGUCAGACGGGCUGGAUCGGAAGGAGCCCCGAGCCGGGGAGGUGAUCUGUAUAGACGACUGACCGGAUCCCAGACCUGCCCUUCACCCAGGCCUCGUUCCCGAGGCCGACCCCCAGCUCAGGCUCUGGGGCCUGCUGCCAGUCCUCCGCCUUCCCCACCCCUUGGGCCACCACUGGGCUAGGAGCCCGUUUGCCCCUCUCUCCCACUCUUUUCAGGAAGGGCCCUUUGUCUUUUCUACCCCACGCACCUUUCCCACCGCGCUUUGGAGACUGCUGGUGAGAAGAGGUCUGGGUGGGAGCUGGUGAGCAGGGUCCUCCAAGUACCUUUACCCCCACCGCCAAGCAUACACAGCUUCCCGAUCAGUGGUUGUGGGGAGGAAAGAGGUGGAGCCUCCCCAGUUUUUAUUCCCAAAAUAUAAGCUCCACCUCCUGCAGAAGUGGGGAGUUAGCCUUGCCUGGCCUUUAGGAACUUCGGUGGGGAAAAGAGAGCCUUGAAGAGAGGAGGGGACUUUAGAGAGGGAUGACAGUGAGCCCUGGGAGGGCGGAAGGGAAGAGGAGGGGCGGCUGCAUGUUUCCCUCCCUCCCUCCCCGCAGAUGGAGAGUGGAGCAGUUACAAGGGAGGGAGUCCGUUGCUGUUCAGCCUCAGAAUAAAGGCGCUGUUCACUGGCUCAGUCACCUCCUGCGUACUGGCAUCUUGUGUUGGGAAUCUUACCCCAUCCCUAGGGACCAAGGACUGCCCCUACAAAGAGACUAAUAAUUUGGGUGAAUACUCCCUUAAGCCAAAGAGGAGCUCCCCAAUCUGUCCUAGGGACCCACGUAAUCUAGAAAGGGUGGCAGAGAACGCAAUGGGCCAGACGUCGGGGGAGCCCCCAGCUUUGGGGCUCAGGUUCUUGGAGGACUUUUACCCUCCCUCCUGCAGACCUGGAUACGGACUAAACUUGAGUGGGUCAGCCAGGGGGCCUAGUCAGGGGACUACCUUGCCUUUGGGACCAGAGCAAAAUAGUGGAGGGCAGGCUGGGGAGACAUGGGCACAUCCUCCUCCCCGAGAGGGGCUGGGACAGUGGCAGUUUGCAUGGCGAACCCCCCACUUCGUCUUCGCUCCCCUUCACUUUCUUGCUGCCCCUUUCCCAGUCUCUUCACACCCCCUCCUGGUCUGUCCCAGUCCCCUCUUCUGUAUCAGGUUUAUGGUUGUACAUAUAAAUUAUACUUUCCUUUCU